Parastagonospora nodorum SN15 is the source of this 117-nucleotide messenger RNA. RefSeq lists its product as hypothetical. The record is from RefSeq and is a predicted model, not a curated record. NCBI's taxonomy places the organism in Eukaryota, Fungi, Ascomycota, Dothideomycetes, Pleosporales, Phaeosphaeriaceae. The transcript is spliced from 3 exons. The coding region runs from base 1 to 117 and encodes 38 amino acids.
AUGUUGUCGGCAAAUUUCAUCAUGGUCACGAGAUCGCCGACACGCGAGGACGACGAGGCUGCCGAAUGCCUUCUUUGCGGUCGACACAAUGGCUGCAUGUGGGGUUCGCAUAGGUGA